AUGGCACGGGAGAAUGGAACGGCCCGGCUCAGCAAGGCCUUCGGCUGCAAGGGUAAUACAAAAUGAUGAUUUUUUUGAUUUUUUUUACUAAUAAUUCUUACUUUUGGUGUAUGCAUUUCUUGACCUUGGUAUGGCAAAAAUUUUGCGAUGAUUUGUAACCGAUUUUUUCUUUGAAAAAACGAAAAAAAUGAAAAAUUGCAAAAAAUGGGAAAUUUCAUAUUAGCCAUGGCAAAUUUAACACAUUUCUCUUCAGAUUUGAUGAAUGACUGGGAGAUUGGCGGCACGCAGAAUGCCUGGGUAUGCCCUUCAGAUCGGCAUCUUCAGCUCAGGGCGCAGUAAGUGUUUCGCUAACAUUUUCGCAAUUUAGGCAUCUGACUUACGUCAGAAACGUAUGUCAUGCAUAUAUUACCGAAAGCGUCGUCAUGAUAUAAUGUCACUCAAUUUGUAGGCUCAAGAGUGGCUGGAGUGUGCGGACAGCAACUGCUCGUUCCCCGACCACAACGAAAGCGGCCGCCAUGAACGGGAUCAGUGAUGCUGAACAGGAGCAGAUCAGGAAGGUGCUGGCAAGGGCAGAGGCUGGAAAACAGCAGGAAAAAGAGAGGAUAGGGUGAGUUUAUUUUGUGGAGGUUGCUGUUGACAAAAAGAACAUACAGAAACAGCUGAGAAAUGCGGAAAAUAGCCUAUGUCAUCACGCGUAUAGUUUCGAGCAUGAUGACAUAAGAUAUAAGCUAGCUAUGCUUAAAAAUUCUUUGAGUUGUAGGCAAAUUCAGCUUUAUUUUUUAGCGAUUUUGCGCUGCUCGCAAUUCCUUCAAAUAUUAUCUAGCAUUUUCUGGCGAUUCGACCAGGAUUUUAACCGGCUGAGACAAUAGAUAGCGGCUAAAAAGACCAGAGAAAGAGCUAUGUAUCUUGACCAGGCCAUAUCAAAUUUUUCGGUUUUCUAAGCCUUUUGUAAACAUUUAAAAACUAAAGAAAAGCGAUAACUCUUUCUUGAGGAAGGCACUGAACAAGUGACAUCACUUUCAGUUCUUUUGACCAGAGUUUUUUUUUUUUUGUUUUUUUCCAAUAACUGCCUCCGCAAUGAAUCGUCAGCCACAGUUUUAUAAAAGUUCACUGACCGCUUUUUUCUCUGUCUCCGUUGUUACUCCGGAAACAUGCGAAAUGACCUGUAAUGAGCGUUCAUUUUUUAUAAAUUUGCAAAAAAAUUCAUAUAUUUAGGUUAUUUAUUAUAUUUGCAACUCUCUCUUUGAAUUCCUCGAAAUCAUCUUGCAAUCUUUUUUUCGUUACUAUCUUGAGUAUUUCCAAGUUUUUCAAUUUCCGAACUCCUCGUGGCUUCUUCGAAAUCAAUUAUUUUCAAAGUUUUGGGGGAUUUGGAAAUCGCUCAACCCAAAUUGAAGCCGAAACAUCCUAAAUUCAGGUGCUGGCCUUUAAUCGGAACUAGCAUUUCCUCACUUCGUUUGCUCGAAAUCUGUGUCCAAAUCAAUUAAAAUCGCGUUUUCGGGAAAAGGUUUUUGGACGUUUAUUAAAUUAGCGUGGAGGAACGAUUGGCCUGGUCGGCCAGUUUUUACUGGCUGAUGAAGUUUGAAGACAAAGUUUUUGUCCGAGUUUCUCAAGUGUUUUAGGCAACCUGGGCUGUGCGGAAGGGCAGAGGAAGGCAUUUUUGUUCAUUAUGGGGGAUUUUGAGGGUAGUUAAAGUAAUGUAAGCUGCAAUUUUGGGCAAACUCAGAGGUAAAAAAAGCUAGACUUUGCCUCAAAUAGCUAUAGCUUUCAUUGAAACCACAUUUUUUAGUCCUCAAAUCAUCCAAAAUCCAUUAGAUGGCCCCUCAUUUUUCUGGAUUUUUUUUAAACUGCAAAAAUUUUUUGAUUUAAGCAAGUCAAAGAUACCUAAAUACUGCCUAUAACCUUCUAUCACGUUUUUAAAAAUUUGUAUGCCUUGUUUCGAAUAUGAAGUAGCUAGCUUUGGACUUUGGUAUUUCCAAAAUUUGAUUUGCAAAUUUCGAAUUUUUCCCGGAAUUUUUGUUUGCGAAAUAUUAGCUUUUUGAUCCGUAAAGUACCACGUUAUUUCUAGUUUUUUAUUUCUCGUUCGAACUGCAGAAAACUUCCGCUUCGGACUUAUUUACCGGGAUAUUAUUCUUCAUGCUUCGAGAGGCAUGAGAUGCCAAGGGAUAUACCGAAAAUUCUCGAUUCUUUUGCUUUGACUUUUUGGUCACGUACAGCUGCCAGUUAUUUACCAGAAUUUUAUCGAUCAGCUAGUAUUACUUGUAUUUCUAACGUCAUUUUUGCACGGAAAACCGGCAUUUUUUAUUUUUAAUAACCUUUAAAGCGCUUCGAAACACGAGCUCUUCAAAUAUUGCCGCAGGCGUUCUAGAUGCAUCCCGCAAAUCUAAUAGGUCACAAAAUUGCUUUGAGCAGGAUGUUUAGUCUUUACAGAUGCUACUUGGAAUGAGUGAGGAUUUGAAAUUUGCAUUUGUUUCAGAAAAAUGGUCGAUCGUCUUGAGAAAAUGAAAACCCGCGCCAGUGGAAAUGGAGUCACUCAAUGUCUGAUUUGCCAGACCGAGUUUGGACUGUUGGCCUCGAAAAGUUAUGCGGCCAUGUGCUCGGAUUGUCGGAAGGUGAGUCUGAUGAUAAUCAGGAAAAAAAUUGGUUGCCGCUGACAUGAUAUAAAGAGCAAAAAACUUCUUCUCUUGUGACAAAUACAACCUUCAUUUUUUUCAGUACGUGUGCCAAAAGAACUGCGGAGUCGAGACCUUCGAUCAAAAGCGAGGAGAGCCCAUCUUCCUUUGCAAAUUGUGCAGCGAGUAUCGUGAGGUUGUAAGUUGCUUAGGCUUAACUUUUCGACUUUGCUAAACACUCGGUCCUGUCCUAACACCGGCUUCGAAUUCACUCAUCUAUUUGGUAAAUAGCCCUCUGAAUUUUCCUCAAAUCUAAAUUGAGAAUUCAGCGGGUUACUGUAACUUGUUCACUGGGGAAAUUGUUUGUCCUAACAGUCCAUGUUUUGCACUUUGGAUUUGUGGCAAUUUCCCGCAAUGUGGCAAUGCCAGCACUUUGUUACAAUCUCUGUGUUUCACACGUUGUUUAACGCAUAUUUUAGAUGUGGAAAAAGUCGGGUGCCUGGUUUUAUAAAGAAGUCCCAACCUACGUGAAGCCCUGUGAUUCCCCCGCGUCUUCGAGUGCUUAUCCCCCCGUAAAUGGGUAUCGGCACAUGCCGAAUGUUCCCUCAACGGCGUCACCGAGCAGUGGCUGGCCUUCGGGCUUCAGUCCCAGUCCCCGUCUUUCUCAUGGCAAUGUGGUAUCGCCGCCGGUUGUGGAGCAGAACGGGGGUAUUCCGGGUGCUCACGGCGCUCCAAGGCAACGACAGUUGCCGAUUCCACCGGAUCAGCAGCAGCGGUAAGGGAAAUAAGAUUGUUUCAGUGCAAAAAUUCCAGUCUUAAAACCACUCCUCGCCCUCGAAUAACCCCCUCCUGGGUCCAUGAAAAAGUCCAAUCCUCCAUGUCGAUCGGCUCCGAAGACGAAGAGUCCUCUUCCUCAUCCAUCGACGCCAUCGACUUCAAAACUCCCAUUUCAAACCAAGUGCCAAGCCAACAACCCCAACCAUUGCCGCCCUCCCGUCGUCAUCAUUACCGACCGCGGGAGUAUCGCCAUAAUCAAUCGCCUUCUCAGCAGCCCACCACGACCAGUUCGUCAUGUGCCUCGUCGUCGACAGCUCCACGGAAUCUGCAACGGUUCACCGUGAGCAAUCGGAACCCGAUCACGGACACAGGUACUUUGGAACGAUUGGUGUAGUUGUUUGUGGUCGUGGAGGUUUAAUGCAGCCAAACCGAGCUAACAUUCUUUGGUUAUCCUCAGUAUAUUCAGUUCGAUUUCAAGUUCGGAGUGUGUAGAUGUCUAUUUGUUUAGUCUUGUCUGAAAAUUUCUUACAUUGAAAGGGGUAUAAACCUAAGGUAUCAAGGUACUAAACAGGUUUACCUUUCUGUCACAACUAGCUUCACUCUAUAUAUACGGUAGUGGGCCCUUGAGAAUACUGUAAAAAGCAUUAAGUUUCCAAGAAAUGCUAUACAAAUCAUCUAGUGUAGAAAUUGCUUAUAUACCCCUAUCUGCUAUCUUAGGCAAUUAUAUGAAAUAUCAUCCUUUUAUUGGCGUUUUUGUAACCUAGCUUAGACGUACUGUGAUUUAUAAGCUAUCUUCUUUUUUAUCAACUUAUAUAUUCCCCAAUAUCAUUCAAAAUCCCUGCUCAGUCAACAACAUCUUCGAUUUUGCCUUUUUCUCGCCUACUACAACAUAAAUGUCGUGAAUCUUUUUGGCCGGUUCCGUUCUGUCCUUUAUUUUUACAUCUAUACCUGCAUUUCAGAAUAAACUAAAUAACUAAUAGAAACCUCUUCCCGAUUUUAAAAUUCUCCCUCAUUUACAGCGGAAAAGAGCGCGCUCCUCCAGAAAAUGAAGACCUUCUCGGUGACGGACGAGGAGUCCGAGUGUAGCACGACGACCAAGGCGACCAUCGACCCGGCGCAGCAAAUCGACGAGGACGCUCUCUCGCAUUCGUCGACGUCGCAGUCUUGAAUGGAAAAGGUGCUUAUCAGAGUGAAAAUCCCCGUUUUCUCCGAGUGGUUGCAAUAAUAAUGUCCCCUCCGAGUUCUGUUCACAACCUCUUCCCUCUGUCUUUUUCCAAUUGUCGAUUUGGUGGUUGUGUUGGGAGUGGUUCGUGAAUGCUGUAUUUUGUUUGAUGAUGACUCUGGUUAUUCUAAUCUGGUGAUUUGAUUUUGAGUUAGGGGUUGGAUGGCGGGGCAAAAGGAUGAAAAAAUUUGGAAGUUUGGAUGAUAAGCAAUUAUGAUAGACCCUACUGCGAAUAAACGAGGAUAAAUCAAUCCCAUCCCCAUCAUGGAUCCGGCAAAGCUGCUUGUUCUAUUAAGCAGCAAAAAUCGGAAAAAAAUUUUGGUUCAUUCCAAUAGUCCCGUGAAUUUUUAUAAUGAGACGCUGGAAAAUUGCGAAGGCGGCGUUUUAUGAUUUUUACCGCAUUUGAUCUCUAUAGGUUCCUUUAAAAAUACUAAACCACCGUUUUCCGUUAAAAUCCCCCCAUUUCCCGCCAUCCAUCCCCAUCUUCACUCUCUACUUGCCUCCCUGAGUUCACUGUCACUUCGUUAGACCCUUCACACAUCUCUAGAUUCUUACAAACGCACGCGUGCUUACAAAACCUGAGUUUAUUGCUAACACUUUGGCCAAGGGUUGCAUUUGAGUUGAUUAUCCCCCUACUCUCCCAACUCUAACCCUUUUUCCGUUUUCAGAGGAGAGUGAGAACGAUGAGUCGCGUCGAACAACCCCCUCAACUUCGCCGAGGCAUUCGUUGGCAACGCCGAGUAGUUUCGGAGGCGACGACUUAUCGCAGAAUCACGUGACGUUGAUUACGAACGAGGCGUCGGAUUCGAAGAGUAUCGACUCUGGAGGUGAGUGUUAAACUCUUGUUGUCGUAAAUCUGUUACCCAUUGCGGCGCAGGGAGUAAUUUGCGGAACGCGAUGAGAUAAUUAGGUUACGGUAGAGUUGGAGGUCUCAACGAUCGACGCUGGACCCGUUAGCAUUUAGAAGUGGAUGUCACUUGUUGUUUACAUCUUUCUAAAAAACUUUGUGGGCAUUUUCUUCCAUUAAAAAAACGUAGGCUUCAAUUAACAUUACAUUAUGCAAAUACCCAGCUUCAAGUUGGGCCUCAUAGGCAUGUACACGUAGUUUUGGGCGCUUUCAUCACGGUUAACGCAACAUUUCCGGCGUAUCUUGGGCUCGUAGCGUUUUGAGGGCUCUUUAGGUCCCCCUUUAGCAACGUUUUAUGUCAGAUUCUGACCUUUUUGUGCUUGGAUAUUUGUGGAAACUUAAGCCGAAGACAUUGUGGAUAUUGGCUUUUAAAGUAUUCUUGUUUCUUGCUCAAACACCGAACGCAUUUAUUGACCGUUAAAGUCGAAGAUAAAGAAGGUUUAAAGCGAGGAUUUGAACGUUAAGAGGAGCGUAGAAAGGUCAGAAUUUGUUUCGGUAUUGACUAGGCGACGUGUAUCCUAACUGGUCAAUAUUUUAUCUACGGUUGAGAAAUAGGGCAGCCAGGAGAACCUAGCGUUCUGCUAGUCAGCUAAGGCGCCUAAAAUCGCGAAUUUUGAGCCUGUUAUUCGAGCUACCCGCAACUAGGGUGGGGUGGCAAAAACUCGCGAAACUUUUCAUUCCCUGAGUGCGGCUUGGCUUGCAGUCGUUCAAAGCGACCACUCAAUGCAUCAAAUCCGUCAAGUCAUUCCGGCUGCAGGCGUCCCAGCCCCACAGCACCAUCCGCCCACCGCGUUCACGCCCACGCCGCAGACUAAUCUGGCCAAUCCAGCGAGUCCCAUGCACAAUUCCUGCUCCUCCUCUUCGUCGCCGCCGCCCUCACUGCCGGGCCAGGUGCCGUUGCCCGAGAUGCGCGCAAUGAACUUGAACAAGGAUCCGAAAACGAGUCUGCAACACAUGCAAAGCAAUCAUAUUGAGCGGCAACCGCAAUGGCCCGGCUCGAGUCCGCGGAAUUCCAACACCGUACCAAGCCUGUUUCAACCAACCGCGCCACCGCUUCCGCCGCGACAUGGACAGAGUGUAGGAAACGUGGAUCGAAGGCCUUCGAGUGGAUCCUCAUCGACCAACAAUUCAAUGGCCCGAAGAAAUAUGCAAUCCAAUCCGAACAGCUCCCGCGAAAGCCUGAAUAUCACUCCGGCCGCGGCGUUGGCACAAAGUCAACUGUCGCUGAUAUCGAAGCCACGACCGCCAAGUGUCCACUCGACGGACAGAAAGAGCUCAAUUACAGUUGGAUCGAGGGAAAGUUUGAGCUUGGCGCCUACUGAAACGGUGAGUUUAGAGGGUCAAAACGUUCAGAGCGGGUGGGACUAGGACUACAACGUAUUUUUGGAAGCUUUUAGCCGGUUCUUGGCCCUAUUACAACCCAUUUUUUGAGCUUCACACCCAUCUGUAGCUUAUUUUAGAUCCUUCUUGUAAAACAUGUGUCCUAAUCAAAAAUUCAAAAUACUUCCACAUCUUCUGACAAUCCAGAACACAAUUUUAGACACUCAAAACAAAGGUUGUCAUAGCACGAAAUCUUAAACUUGACGUAUUUUUAACGUGACUAUGCUUUAAUAUUCUAACUGAAGAAGUUUCAGGACCGACCUGCCGAGUCCCCGACAUUCAUGAGUUCGCCGGAGGAUGAUUCGAGUGAGUUUGUCGGGGGAAUAAAAGAACUUUUGUAUGCUGUGAAACAAAGCUUCUAUCGGCUUUAAAACACGCUUUUGGAUUGGCUAAAGCUUUUGGAAAUCAAAUAUAAAGCAUGCCUUUUUAUUUGAUCGUAUCUUUAUUGUUAGAAAACACAAAAAAUUAUAUUUUUCGGCCGCCUCAGGCAGUUAUACAAGCCUAAAUUCGAAUGUUUUUUCACCGUAUGCUAUGUGCUUCAGUAUCAUCCAAAAUCCGAAUGCAAUGUUGCUUGAAGUGCUUCUCUCCCUAUCGUUUUAUAACAAGUUUCACUUCUCUAACACGGAUGGCUUUAAAUUUUUCAACAGGGCUUCAUUCAACGUUAUUUUAUGCGUUAUUUUAAAUAUCCAAACCCGUUUUAUACCCUUGAAAAAAUCCCUUUAAAAUCCCGCUUCUUAUGUCCAGUUCGUUUUGUGUUCGUAAUCUUACCGCUCGCUUUAUUUCAAGAAGCCGAGGACGAGAUUCAACACGCCGGCAACGACGAAGAAGACCUCAAUUUCCUGACCAUGCCUCGAAACCGUUCCAAGUCCGACCGUCCAACGAGAACCCAACGUAUCAUCUCUGUGUUUACGCGGCCUCAAACCACUUGCAGCAAUUACCGACCGAAAUGCAGCAAGCAGAACUCGUUGCAAAAAGAUUCCCGAGAGCACAAUCAUUCAACAAAUUCGUUGAGCAGUGCGUUGACUGCCUUCAACGAGAAAAGCAAUGGCGAAAGUAAGAGUACGUCGAGAUUGUCGGUGAAUAUGGAGUCCGAAAACGAUCAUGAUGACAUGUCAAUGUCGAGGACCCCAUCUCCACGUCGGCCCACUUCAGCCAACUCUUUGUUGGCCACAAUAAAAGAGAAAUCCCCGCUGGAUCCGGCGGAUGAGGAAUUGGAGAAUCGAAGGGGCAGUCCGACAGAUCGCAAGACGCCUUCGCCAAUCCGCAACCGACUCGGCAACGAGCCUCCAGGUGCGGAUUUGAUCGUCGAACAACCCUUCAACACAUGCUUUGUUAUCACACCAGUUUCGUCUCUGUCCGACUUUCCAAGCACUUUCCCUCUAUCGUUGAGUUCCGUUUUGUGCACGCGUUUUGUUGCAGCGCUUUGCCGAUUAGCUGAGAUUUGUUUGAGGCUGUGGAGGACUUUGCGGUGACAGAUAUUACUUGGAUAACAUUUUAGUUCCUUUUUUCUAUCCUAUUUUGUUUUUGAAGGCUUCAAAAGAUGACUAAUCUUAUUAAUGCCAUUUUUAGGCACUCUUGGCUCGAUUCAGUUCAAUUUGACCUACUUGUCGGAGGAGAAACAACUCAUUAUCCAUCUUAUCAGAGCUAAGGUGAGAGCUACAUCAAUUUAUAAGGCGGUUGGUUUGGGUUAUUGACUCGGUAGCCACAUAAAAUUUCCUUUUCCAGAACCUCAAAGCCAUGGACAAGAAUGGAUUUUCCGAUCCAUAUGUCAAAUUCCACCUGAUCCCUGGGAAUGUCAAGGCGACGAAGCUGACCUCAAAGACCAUUGAGAAGACGCUGAACCCGGAGUGGAACGAGGAGAUGAUCUACUACGGUAUCACUGAAGAUGAGAGGCUGAAGAAGACGCUGCGAGUGACAGUUCUGGACCGGGACCGAAUUGGAUCCGAUUUCCUGGGCGAAACUCGAGUCGCCUUGAAAAAACUGCCAUUAGGACAGACGAAGAAGUUCAACCUAUAUUUGGAACAUGCCAUGCCGACUCCGGUAAGGAGAAACACAGAAAAAAAAAUUAAAAAAAUAUUAUAGAAAGUUUCAAAGAGUGUCAAAAAACCUCAAAAUUCCUCAAAAAUUAAAACGAUUUUUUCAGGCCGAGCAAAGCGAAAAUACCGAACGAGGAAAGAUCUUAAUGUCAGUUUGCUAUAACAUCCAACAAGCAUGCCUCUUCAUCCAUGUGAAACGCUGCGCUGAACUUAUGGGAAUGGACUCCAGCGGCUUCUCCGACCCCUAUUGUAAAGUCUCGUUGACUCCGUUGAGCUCAAAACAACAUCGAUAUAAGACGGCGAUCAAGAAGAGGACACUUAAUCCGGAGUUUAACGAGGUAAUUAAAGUUUUGAAAGACUUGAGAUGACAUGUUUUUUAGGUGAUCCAAUUUAUCGUCCCAUUCAAAGAUCUUCCCAAGAAAACGUUGGAAAUUGGUGUUUACGAUCAUGACGUUGGACGGCAUGACGAUUAUAUCGGUAAGCAGAAUAAAAAAAAGAUAUUCAGCGACCUUUGCAGACGAUAAAGUAUUGGAUUUUUAGAGAUAUGACAAUGAUUUUUUUGCUAAUUUUUUAAAAAAUUUCAAAGAUUUUAAGGACUUAGGUUUCAAUUUCUCGUCAUUUAAACAUUCCCAUAGCUAAAUAAAGGUCUUUAUUAGGAAAUAAAUCGUAUUUUACCCCUCCUUUUGCAGGCGGAAUCGUCCUCUCCACUGCGGCGAAAGGCGAUCGCGGCAAACAAUGGACCCAAUGCAUCGAGAACCCGGGCAAAACAUUCGAAUAUUGGCACAAACUCGAGACGGAUUAA
Bursaphelenchus xylophilus (pine wood nematode) is the source of this 9733-nucleotide messenger RNA. Lineage: Eukaryota; Metazoa; Nematoda; Chromadorea; Rhabditida; Aphelenchoididae. The record is from the annotation of a GenBank genome assembly.